CGCGCGCAUGCACCGCGGCUCCCGACCCGCUCCCGGGCGCGGCGGUGUGUGCUGGGGGGAGGUUGUUCCUGCCGCCGCCGCCUGAGGGUUUCCCCUCAGUGUGGGAUGGCCGCGCCUCCCGAGGGGUGCUGCGUUGUGAGAGCUCAGGGUAACCCUGCAGCGGGAUGGGCGGCAUCGCCCGCCCUGCGGCGCCGCUUGCGCCCGGUUCGGUAAACGGCAGGUCUACAGGCGAUGCAGAAGCCGCAGUUUUGGUUUUAGUAGCGGCGGCUCUGACCGCUCUCCCGCGGCUUUGACAGGCGCUGGGAACGCGCCUCCCAGCGCGCGGCCGCUUCCUUGGGCCCCUUCAAGGAGGCGUGACCGCGGGGCGUGCUGGUCAGUAUCUCUUCGCGCCUUUUUUCCAGAGGAGAGGGCGAUUAAACACGGUCUCUGGGGUGAGGGGAGAGUUUCCUGCUCUGUUCCGUAACACGACUGACAGCACCACUCAGCUCCACACGAACCGCACCGCGGGUGCUCCGCCACACUGCGCGGUGCCCGGCGCUUCCACGGGACAUCAUCACCCACCGACGGAAGUCCUUAAAAGCCCACUUCCGGGGAAGCUGCCCGCCCCGCCAAGAUGGCGGCGCCCAGGUGCCCCUGAGCGGAGGGGAGGUGACUGCCGCCUGAGGCCGUGGCGGGCGCCGGCUCCCCAUGGCGCUGAGCAGCCGUAGCCGCCUGUCGCUGGCGGCCGCCGGGCUCCGGUUACAUGGAGUGGGUCUUCGUUUUGCAUCAGCUACAGCCAGUGUCAAGCCUGAAACUGAAGUGGACACAAGCGAAAAUGAGAUUGUUGCCCCAGACUUCACUAACAGGAAUCCUCGGAACUUGGAGCAGUUGGCUUUGGCUAGGAAGGAGCGUGGCUGGAAGACAACGUGGCCAAAGCGUGAAUUCUGGCAUAGGUUACGGCUUGAGCGGACACAGCAUUAUGUAGAAGCCUUUGUGGAGCGCUCUAACGGGGAUGUUGUGUUGUCUGCCUCUACCCGGGAGUGGGCCAUAAAGAAACACCUGUACAGUCCCAAGGGAGUCGCAGCAUGCAAAAACCUUGGCCGCGUGAUGGCACAGCGCUGUUUGGAAGCAGGAAUCAACUUCGUGAACUUUAAAGCUGUUAUCCCCUGGGAAUAUCGUUGUGAUUCGAUUCAGGAAUUCGAAAAAGCUAUGCAGGAGGGUGGUGUCGUUCUGCGUGAGCCACGAAGAAUCUAUAAGUAAAACGGAGAGCACUGGCAAAACUUCACAAGGGACGACGAUCACUUCUUUAGGUGUGUGUGUGCCGGCACAGUGAAGGUUCAGAGCUGAAAAAGUUUGAACGUGGCAUCUCAUAAUAAAAUAUUUUUAAGCGGACAGAAA
Messenger RNA from Strigops habroptila (Kakapo), 1377 nucleotides. RefSeq names its product mitochondrial ribosomal protein L18 (gene MRPL18). Lineage: Eukaryota; Metazoa; Chordata; Aves; Psittaciformes; Psittacidae. The record is from RefSeq and is a predicted model, not a curated record. The coding region runs from base 688 to 1239 and encodes 183 amino acids. Gene Ontology annotation, biological process: translation. Gene Ontology annotation, cellular component: mitochondrion; ribosome. Gene Ontology annotation, molecular function: structural constituent of ribosome; 5S rRNA binding. The transcript is spliced from 4 exons.